AUGAGGAUCAGGAAAGGGAACCCGGUGGAGGUGUGGACGCAGGAGGCCGGGUCGCCGGUGGGCGCGUGGCGCAGCGGCGAGGUCACGUGGGGCAACGGCCACUCGUACACCCUGCGGUGGCACGACGGCGACGGCGAGGUGUCCGGGCGCAUCUCGAGGAAGUCGGUCCGGCCGCGCCCGCCGCCCGCGCCGGUGCCGCGCGACCUGGACGCCGGGGACAUGGUCGAGGUGUUCGACGACGACGACUGCCUGUGGAAGUGCGCCGAGGUCCAGGGUCCUGCGGCCGCCAACGACCGCCACUUCGACGUCAAGAUCGUCGGCGCGGCCAAGGUCCUCACGGUCCCGGCGCAAAGGCUCCGCGUCCGCCAGGUGCUCCUGGACGACGUCUGGGUCGCGCUCCACAAGAAGAGGAGCUUCGGCAUGUUGGGUUCUGCUUCUGACACAACCUCCCAUGUCAAGGGAUUUGAGGACAAUACCAAGAGGCUUAAGCAAGAACCCAUCCCAAACGUGUGCGUGAACAACAAGCGGGACGAGAUGAGCGGCGAAGAUUGUGACAACGACGUUGGGAUAGGCAUUAAUCCCGAUGAUGAUGAUGACCAUCAGCAGCAACAGCAGCAGCAGCACGAGCGCAAGGACGAGGAGGAGGAGGAAGACGAUGACGACGACGACGACGACGACAGUGAUUCCGACUCGUCUUCAGAUGACAGCAGCAGUGGCAGUGACAGUGACAGCAGAACCAGGAGCAUCGACGCCGGCAAGGAUUGCCCUGCAGCUCUCACCACCAUGCCUUGCAACGUUCAGAAGGCCGGUCAGCUGCAACCCGUCAAGAAAGAACAACCCAUCAUCAAGGAAGAACAACCCGUCAAGAAAGAACAACAUUGUGACGACAUAGCUGAAUCACGUGAGAUCAAAAGCGAGCCCCUGAAGCAUCAGACGAUGGGGGCGACGACGGUGCGGGAACACAUCCACCAUCUGGAGCUGGAGGCCUACGCUGCUCUGAUGAAGGCGUUCCAUGCGUGCGGUAACGCGCUGAGCUGGGAGAAGGAGGGUCUGCUCAGUGACCUUCGCGUGCACCUCCAUAUCUCGAACGACGAGCACCUUCAGGUGCUCAAUGUGAUCUUGAACCGCAAGAGGAGAACUGGAGGACAUCGCUGA
Messenger RNA from Miscanthus lutarioriparius, 1155 nucleotides. Lineage: Eukaryota; Viridiplantae; Streptophyta; Magnoliopsida; Poales; Poaceae. The record is from the annotation of a GenBank genome assembly.